CUCACAAGAAUAUCUUGCCUACUCGGUGCUAACCUCAUGCAUCUCUGUGUGAUUUAAUAAUCUGUUUUUAUUUCUUGGUGGAUCAUAAGUGUAAAGGACAUUCAUAUCUCGAUCUUCAAAUCUGGAAUUUUUCUCAUCCUUGGAUUUGUUGUGAAAAUUGUUGUCAAUACCGAAACUGGUACGCAUUGAUCGGCAAUAUUUGACACCAUAAAGAUGUGUUUGUGUUGGAUUGUGCGUUUUGGGUGACAAUUCGGGGGAAUAUUGUCACCUGCAUUGACUGGAUGUUGUCACUCCCGUGGUGACCGCAUGUCAAGGAUUAACCAGAGUGGUGCUCCUGUUGACAAGUGGUACAACUCAACCCCCCAUUGUUCCUCACAGACUUCAGAUGGUCCUCGUCAGAGUUACAGUAUAGCAGCACCAAGACGUUAUACAGUAUAGCAGCACCAAGAAGUUAUACAGUAUAGCAGCACCAAGACGUUAUACAGUAUAGCAGCACCAAGAAGUUAUACAGUAUAGCAGCACCAAGAAGUUAUACAGUAUAGCAGCACCAAGAAGUUAUACAGUAUAGCAGCACCAAGAAGUUAUACAGUAUAGCAGCACCAAGACGUUAUACAGUAUAGCAGCACCAAGACGUUAUACAGUAUAGCAGCACCAAGAAGUUAUACAGUAUAGCAGCACCAAGACGUUAUACAGUAUAGCAGCACCAAGAAGUUAUACAGUAUAGCAGCACCAAGACGUUAUACAGUAUAGCAGCACCAAGACGUUAUACAGUAUAGCAGCACCAAGAAGUUAUACAGUAUAGCAGCACCAAGAAGUUACACAGUAUAGCAGCACCAAGACGUUAUACAGUAUAGCAGCACCAAGACGUUAUACAGUAUAGCAGCACCAAGACGUUAUACAGUAUAGCAGCACCAAGAAGUUAUACAGUAUAGCAGCACCAAGACGUUAUACAGUAUAGCAGCACCAAGAAGUUAUACAGUAUAGCAGCACCAAGACGUUAUACAGUAUAGCAGCACCAAGAAGUUAUACAGUAUAGCAGCACCAAGAAGUUAUACAGUAUAGCAGCACCAAGAAGUUAUACAGUGUAGCAACUGGGUGCUCAAUGGUGGACCAAAGUUGUGACACUUGGUGACAUUUGAUGUUUUUCACAUACCAAGCUAUGAAGUAAAUGUCUGGACUGGACACAUUUAAGUCUUCACCCAUACCCGUUGAAGUUUCUUUUUCUGCUGACUGAAAUUUAGUUUCACAGGAAAUAUUUAAAUAUUGUGGUUCAUGGACAUUAUAUUUGUGUUCCUGCAUGCAUGUGGAAGUGUCUGUUUCCUUAGAUUAAUGGACAAACAACAGUAAGAAGUAAGGAAACAGUGUGGUUUUUACAUAUCACAGCUUCCUGUCAUCCUGACCUUUGACAUUGUUGUGACCGUUCCGUCUCACGAGAGACUUCAUCAUCUGUGACAGCACACUGCACACUCCGCUUCGACUUGCUCGUUACGAAGAGCUGGAUGAAUAUUCGUUGCAACAUGUCGAAAAAGUGGACAACUUGCGUUCAGGUCCGACACAAGCCGAAGGAACACAAGGAGAAGACGCUCCAGAGGUUUGCUGACAUGCAGAACCAGGCCAACCACAAACACCCAGAGGAGGAGGAUUUAUGCAACAUACUGCCAGAGACACCAGUGCCAGACUAUGACAUAGACUCACCAGGCGAAAACCUCGACAAGUCCCUCACAUUAUUCGUUAAACGAUUCUCCGGGGUUUUAACCAGCAUAAGCUUGAUAGAUGACCAGAAUGCUGAUGUGGCAGAACCUGACCCCGACUACCUCUUCGACGAUGACGUGUCUGCUGAUUCCUUUCCCCCGCCUCCAUCACCCCUCAGUCUGGACGGCGGAGACGGCGUCCCCCAGAACGGCCAGUCAUUCCACCUCCACACCCCACACCCCCGAGCCCCAUCACUGACAGAGGCGGAGUCUGCUGAAUCACUUAUCCGGCCCAAGAAGUUGGCCAAUCCAUGUGUUGAUUCUCGAGAUCGACAAGCUCUGCAUCGAGAACUGCUGCUGAACUACAAGCUAGGUAAGAAUGUCCUGCAGAAGCCGGAGUUGAGCAGGAAGAUGCUGGACCGGAGGCAGACGCAGAAGAAGAAGGAGUGGGAGGAGCAGAUGAACAACAAGCGCACCAGCUUCGAACUCAAGAUGGAGGAGAGAGCCACCAGACUCAAGGAGGAGGAGCAGAAAUCCAUGACUACAAUUUCCGAGACAUCUGGAGGUCCUGAACUGAUGAGGAUGCAUGCCAAGAUUACACACAAAGAGUGAGAACCUCGGCAUGUUUCUGAAGGAGUGAUCAGCUUGGCCCAUCCACACGAAUUGUUUGAGAAACGUUCAGCAGGGACAUAGACGUUGCCAAGCAGUUAUGACAUAAACAGUACAUUGACAUCCGCGUCCAACGGAGACAUGCUUAUACACAUCCAGGACAGGUUAGUUGGCCUGCAUACAAGGCCAUGGACAUGAGAGACCUUGGAGGAGGCCAUUGUCCUUGUACUCACAUUUCAGUCAGAUAGGAACUGAUAUCAAGAUUAAGGAAAUAGUUUAUAUGGAACUUGACGACACAGACUUGUAUGAGAGCGUGUGCAGAUCUCAUCCCAGCAGUGGAAUCAUGCAAGACCCAACUCUGCAAGGACCAUCCCUGGACUGUCGAGGCCAAGGACGAGUGCUGUGGUUGGGCAUCAGUGAACAAUGACCCACACUCCUGGUGGCACAUAUGACCUAUCACAUGACCUAUCCCACGACCUAUCACAUAUCAGUGGAUGUGCAAGUAUUUCAUUUGGUGCGACAGUGAUGUGAUGCCUUUAUUUUCUUCCUUGGAGGUUGUUGUCAUGAGAUUUGCCAUGUCUGUUUUUGGCCUGUUAAUGAGUUCUUUGAUCCGUCAUUCCCCUAAUAAUGGUAAACACAGACUGGGAGAUUGAGCUGGCAAAACUGCAGAGUGUGUACAGCUCAGAUGUCUUGGAGGUGACUCUGGGAUAUGACUCUCCACCGUGUUCAUGGAUCUGCUCCUGAGAAGCUGCAGCUGUAGCAGCUGGAGCAGCUGGAGAACCAUAGUGAGGGACCAAUGCAUAGCGAGAUGGUAUUUGUAGCAGAUGUAUGAAUAUGUAAGAAUGAUGUUUGUGCCAUGAUUAACAAGACUGAUGAUGUGUCUAAUUUGGCAAACCUCAGAUUCCAAGCAUGUAUGACAAUGUAUGUUGCAGUUUACACUCUACAAGAAAUGUUCAGUGAAUAGUCCAGCAUAGUCAACUUAAUUGGGAUAAGUGCUCUUUCUGAUCUGAUUAUGGAGACCAUUACCCUCACAGUUUGAAGAUAAGACGUUUAAUGAAGUUACUGUUUAAAUUGAUCAAACUGGGAUUACGAUCUCAGCGCAAACAGGACCACAUCAACUUAUAAUUGCUGAAUGAAGCUUGUCAAUGUGCCAAACACAGUCAAGGGGACAUAACUCUCACUACACAUCCUUUAGCCAGUCACUAAACACAGCACAGUGUUAACAAGGGAGGGAACUCCUGCAUGGUCAGUAGUCCACUAUCACGUACUGCACAUAUUUGUCAUAUUGUGGGUUAGUUUAAUAAGCAGUGUUCCCCUUUAUGUCUAUUUGGAAAUGUGUUGACAUUGAAAUAACUUCUAAGUUAUCAGUGGUUAUGUAGUAAUUUUACAUAUUAAAUUUUCUUGUUCAUAUUUGACUGUGUCUAAAUGAUUUCUAUAUUUUAAUCCAUCAACAAUCAAAAUAAUUUGCGGCUGAAAUGUUGCUGUAAUUUGCAGUGGGAAAAUAUUGUGACCACUUUAAGGGUAUUAACCACUCAGAUUGCAUCAGUGUUAAGAUUUAAGCUGAAUGUAAGACACUGCUUCAAAGAUUCUGCUUAAGGCCUAGUGCUAGCAUACAGCUUAGGCCUUCCAUUUUAUUGGUUCAUUUACAGAUCCCUUAAUAAUCGAAAAUUAAAAUAAAACAUAAAAUCAGGAUAACAAGUUUUUGUAUACUGCCGACGGUGAAGAUGUAGUUUAAGAUAAUUUAAAAAAAUCUUUACUAUGCAUUUUUUUAAAAAUCCUAACAAACAUUUUUGGCCUCCAACCAGACUUUUGACAAUCAAAUUCCGUAAACCAAAAAAGAGAAGUCAGCUUUUAUUGUGUUAUAACUACAAUGUAUGUUGCAGGUUUUUGUGAAAAGUUUGCUGAGUAUAAAAGUGAAAGUGUGUAUGUGUCAAUUUUUAACGUGUGUGGUUUCUUUGAUGUUUAACACAUGCUCAUUGAUCAGACAAAUGUUGGGGCAUUAAAAAUGAUAAAUAAUGAAAAUAAAUAUUUCAGCAUCACAAUACGAUACAUCACAAUACAUUCCAAAAACACCAAUGUUUUGUCGCCAUAUGUUUUUAAAAGUCAAAUAUUUUAUGACAUAACACUCAACUUGUAACAAAAUUCAUUGAUCAACAAUAAAAGUAAACUUACAACAUGUUAAGAGGUGACAUGGGUGGUGAACAUAAUACGUGACCUACGGCACUGAUGAUGUGCGACCCACGAUCACAUGCAAGCCACUCCAUCAUUCAUGACAUGUUUUCCCAUAUUAAUAGAACAAGCAUAGAACAUUUGAAUAGCAACACAACAUGCUCCACAACUAAGACACAACCGUCUGCUUCUCAGUGAAUAAUAUUUCAGUGUCAGCAUCUUUCUUCACUAAAUUACACAGGAAUGAAAUUUUAAUUUUUUGUCAAAAAAAUUAAAAUUGACCUUUCAUUCAAGGCUGAUUAAAUCUUUCAGAUAUUUUUCCCUUUGAAAAUAUGAAUUCCACUUGCUUUGAUGAUACUUAAAUCAUCAUAAUUCUAUUGGGGAACAUUUUUUAUGCCAAGUGUAGCAGUCCUUAUUGUAUUUUGGUCUUUACAGAACCUGGCCAAAUAUUUUCCCCUCUGUGGUUAGGUACUUACUAAAUACAGUGUGGUCUUCAUUUCACUAGCCCUUUGAAAACUGACUAUCCACAAGCUGGCAGCCCACCUUAAAUUUCUAGUGCUGUCUAUAUUCAUCUGGAACUAAUCAAUAUGGGAGGCAAUAGAUCAAUGUUGUAUGAUUGAAUGGAACUAGUUGCCAGGUAAACGACAGAGGGUCCUGAUGGAAUUGUGAUAUAAGAGUGAUAACAUAUCGUAGUAUAGAACAUGUUAUAUAUUUUAGUUAACAAAUAAAGCUAUUUAUUUACAGUGUUGCUAACAGAGGUCAUUUCCCGACUCAUAUAUACAUACUCAACGGCACUGGGCCCACGCUGCUGUUGUAGCACUGCACAACGUCCAGGCUUUAGUCCAUGUAGCUUCACCAUAUGCCAAAGUCACUGUGCAGAGUUGCUUCCCUUAGCUGUGUCACGAUCUGCUGAUAGUAGUUCCAAUCCAAAUAGGGGCUCUAAUUCAUCAGCUACAUAUACACCCACAAAUAUCUGGAGCUGAAGUCAUGACCAGUAAGUGGUUGUGUGAUAUGGGGUUUUCAUUACCGACUCAAAAAUGGUGUCAGGAGCCAGCUUUUAAAUGGAUGUGGUUUCUGUGCUAUCAGCUAUAACUGAUGUCACUUUCAUGUUAUUGAGACAAUGGGUAAAUUGGCUUUUAAAUUUGCCGAAUAUCUUUUAUUCAUUUUUUCAAUAUCAGUUCGUUAUAAACUUAUUAACAAUAAAGGCCUUAUUAACUGUCUAGGAUUUCAGGGGUGAACGUUUAUGACAUGCUUUGCUCUGUGCCUCACUACCACACAUGAUCACCUGUAACAGUGUUCAAAGUGGCGUUAAACACUUCUCAAGAUAUAGCAAUCGGUGCAAGUAAGAGGGACAAGUCCCUAUACAUAGCCAUAAGAUAUCUCUGCUACAUGCAGUGUCCAUGGUAUGAUUCUGAUUAUAUUAUAAGCCUGUGUUUAUGAGUCGGUAUGAAGUAGGGAUGUUUUUUGCAAAAUGUGUGCUUAUCUUUCCCCAUGGGUGGUACUCAUCACAAACAUGUCAUCUCUUUUUAUUGACAAACCCUUGAUCCCCAAACUGUGUUAAUCUGCUAAAGUGAUGACAGAUGAGGGUCAAUUGUGAAAGAUAUUUUGUGAAACUACAUGGAUUAAAACAGCUCUGGUUAAGUGGCUAAUUGUCAUUUCAUAUGCUGUACAUUAAAUAUUUUGAAUUUCA
Molecule: messenger RNA, 6159 nt
Organism: Haliotis rufescens (red abalone)
Lineage: Eukaryota; Metazoa; Mollusca; Gastropoda; Lepetellida; Haliotidae
Product: protein FAM107B-like
Exons: 6
Coding region: 1500-2303 (267 amino acids)
Molecular function (GO): protein binding
Source: RefSeq, a predicted model, not a curated record